Molecule: messenger RNA, 1471 nt
Organism: Vitis riparia (riverbank grape)
Lineage: Eukaryota; Viridiplantae; Streptophyta; Magnoliopsida; Vitales; Vitaceae
Product: mediator of RNA polymerase II transcription subunit 18
Exons: 6
Coding region: 160-810 (216 amino acids)
Biological process (GO): regulation of transcription by RNA polymerase II; termination of RNA polymerase II transcription
Cellular component (GO): mediator complex; core mediator complex
Molecular function (GO): transcription coregulator activity
Source: RefSeq, a predicted model, not a curated record
UGGGCCUCAGCACCUGACUGAUUAUGGUUUGCUUGCAGCGCCUAACGAGCCGCGAUCUUCAUCUGCACAGAAGCAUUCAAUAAUUUUCUCUGGACACUGCGUUUCGACCGAUCGCUGACUUCAAGCAGAGCAUUGGCAGACAAACUAGAGAAAACACUGAUGGAGUGCGUUGUUCAGGGAAUCAUAGAGACCCAGCAUGUUGAGGCCCUUGAGAUCCUUCUUCAAGGUCUUUGUGGUGUUCAUAGAGAACGAUUAAGGAUCCAUGAAUUGUGCCUCAAAAGUGGCCCAAACCUCGGGCUUGUAGCUUCAGAGGUUCGACUAUUAUGUGACCUUGAGCAGCCAGAACCCACUUGGAUAGUUCGGCAUAUUGGGGGUGCCAUGAGAGGUUCUGGUGCUGAACAAAUUUCAGUUCUGGUGAGGACUAUGGUGGAAAGCAAAGUAAGCAAGAAUGUAUUGCGCUUAUUUCAUGCACUUGGCUACAGAUUGGACCAUGAAUUGCUGAGAGUAGGAUUCGCCUUCCAUUUUCAAAGGGGUGCUUCAAUUACAGUUACUGUGUCGUCAGUCAAUAAGAUGCUUAAAUUACAUGCAACUGAUGAGGCUGUGCCAGUGACACCUGGUAUACAGAUGGUUGAAGUGACAGCCCCUGCAUCUUCCGAAAACUAUAGUGAAGUUGCUGCUGCUGUGUCAUCCUUCUGUGAAUAUCUUGCACCGCUUCUACAUUUAUCAAAACCUGGUACCUCAACAGGAGUUGUCCCUACUGCUGCUGCAGCUGCAGCAUCUCUCAUGUCAGAUGCUGGGGUUACAACUUGAUAGCAAAGAUUCUAAAAUUGCAAGAUGGUGAGAAAAUUCUAUAUUAACUAUGACGUGCCAUUGAUUUUAUUAGCAUCCAUGGGAGCUGCAGCCAAAUACUGUUGACUGCAUUAUAAAUCCCAAAAAUAAACAGCCUUUGAUAACUGUGAACCUUUUUCUAGGUUUUUACAAAUCAAUUUUGUGGUGUAAUGAUUAGAAGAGACCGAUCAAAUGCCCUAAGAUAACCAUUCGUGAGGUUUGAAUUUAGCAGUGCUGUAAACAAAUGCUGAAUGACUUACCUUAGGUUAAAUAUCAAUUUGUAAACAGAUGGCUCCAAGUGGCUCAAGUCUAUUAAGCAGCUGACCUUCAGAAUUAAGACCUGAGUUUUCUUAUGAAAUCAUCAGGGGGAUAAGUUUGUGCUUCUGCUUUCUGGCCAAGGUAUGCAUACUCCGGUAGUCCUGUUUGAUGGCAUUAGUCUAUAAGCUAAGGACCCUAAACUACAAGAAAGCCCCAUAAAUGGGCAACAGUGUUAAAAGCCAUGGCCUAUUGUCGAGCUCUUUUCCUCUUUUAAUUAGUUUAAUAUUUUAAUUUUAAUGUUUUGGAGAACUGCUGAUAAGUUAGUUCAUUAACUCUAGUAUCCGUGUCCUAUCUUGUUUUGAAUCUAACAUAUUAAUUUGCAUGA